AACAAUGAACAUUUAUUAUGCUCACCAAGUCAAGUGUACCCAGCAUUAAUUACUACUGCAUCCUAAUUCUAUCUCCUCUUGACAGGCCGGCAAAUGCUGUUAUCCAAAUUUAUAGAGAAGGAAACAAGCUUUGAGAGAUUAAGUUGCCCAAGGUAACUCGGGCUAGACAGCUUUCAAAAUGCAGACUCUUAACUGGAGCAUAUAAACUCCAAAAGAGUUCCCGACUCUUUUGGAAAAGAAUCCUUUUCAACUUCACAGUUCAAGACCCCACCCUAGCCUUUCCAGCAUCCAGUUUAACUUCAGCCAAGUUUUUGGUUGUUUUGAACAAAGAUGUAGAGAAUGCUGUCAAACGUUAGUUCAGGGGGUCAACAGAGAAGCUGGGGGUCGAGAGUGGAAAUUUAGGCGCCCCGGGCGCACUGGGUAAGAAAAGUAUCUGGGGACCAACAGGCGAGUCACGUGUGCAUGAAACUCGACCUAAGGGGUGGGGAAGGACGGGAACCCCCGCCCCCACCUUGGGGCGCUGCUCCCAACGCCUGUAAAUACAGCUAUCAACUCCGCAGAUCGCGUAGUCCAUGCCCUGGCUUCCCGGCUUCACCUAUCUGUGGCGCCAGGACGGUUCCCAGAUCCACUGCUUCUUUCGAGGGCGCAGACGAGCUGAGAACAGGACCAAUACCACCCAAGAUGAACAGCAUCAGUGGACAAGCUGUGACCAGCAGGAAAAGAUGCUCAACCUGGGUUUCACCAUUGGCUCCUUCCUGCUGAGUGCUACCACACUGCCUCUGGGAAUUCUCAUGGACCGCUUUGGGCCCAGGCCUCUUCGACUGGUGGGCAGUGCCUGCUUUGCCGCAUCCUGCACUCUAAUGGCCUUGGCCUCCAGGGACACUGAAGUUUUGUCUCCAUUGAUAUUCCUGGCACUGUCCUUGAAUGGAUUUGCUGGCAUCUGCUUAACGUUUACCUCACUCACGCUGCCCAACAUGUUUGGGAAUUUGCGAUCCACUUUCAUGGCCCUCAUGAUUGGCUCCUAUGCGUCUUCUGCCAUCACGUUCCCUGGAAUCAAGCUGAUCUACGAUGCCGGAGUCCCCUUCACUGUCAUCAUGUUCACAUGGUCUGGCCUGGCCUGUCUCAUCUUUUUGAACUGUGCUCUCAACUGGCCUGCAGAAGCCUUUCCUGCCCCUGAGGAAGUUGACUACACGAAGAAGAUCAAACUCAUUGGGUUAGCCUUGGACCACAAGGUCACAGGUGACCGCUUCUACACCCAUGUAACCAUUGUGGGUCAGCGGCUGAGUCAGAAGUCCCCCAGCCUGGAGGAGGGCGCUGACGCCUUUAUUUCAUCCCCGGAUAUCCCUGGUACCUCAGAGGAGACUCCUGAAAAGUCUGUCCCUUUUCGCAAGAGCCUCUGCUCCCCCAUUUUCCUGUGGAGCCUUGUCACCAUGGGCAUGACCCAGCUUCGGGUCAUCUUCUAUAUGGGUGCUAUGAACAAGAUCCUGGAGUUCAUUGUGACUGGUGGCAAGGAACGUGAGACAAAUGAGCAGAGACAGAAGGUGGAGGAGACAGUUGAGUUCUACUCUUCCAUCUUUGGAGUCAUGCAGCUGUUGUGUCUUCUCACCUGCCCCCUCAUUGGCUACAUCAUGGACUGGCGCAUCAAGGACUGUGUGGAUGCUCCAACGGAGGGCACCCUGAAUGAGAAUGCUUCCUUUGGAGAUGCCAGAGAUGGGGCUAGCACCAAGUUCACUAGACCACGCUACCGCAAGGUACAAAAGCUCACCAAUGCCAUCAAUGCCUUCACCCUGACCAACAUCCUGCUUGUGGGUUUCGGCAUCGCCUGCCUCAUCAAGAACUUACACCUGCAGUUGCUGGCCUUUGUCCUGCAUACCAUAGUUCGCGGUUUCUUCCACUCAGCCUGUGGAGGUCUCUACGCUGCUGUGUUCCCGUCCAAUCAUUUUGGGACACUGACAGGUCUUCAGUCUCUCAUCAGUGCCGUGUUUGCUCUGCUGCAACAGCUACUCUUCAUGGCCAUGGUGGGACCCCUGCAUGGAGAUCCCUUCUGGGUGAACCUGGGCCUCCUACUUCUCUCGUUCCUGGGAUUUCUCCUACCUUCCUACCUCUACUACUACCGGUCUCGCCUGCAGAGAGAGUAUGCCACCAAUUUGGUAGACCCACAGAAGGUGCUCAAUACUUCGAAGGUGGCUACAUAGACUCCUGAGGCCAAGAGACUUGGAGGACAGGCAGUCAAGGCCUGAUAAACCGAAGGGAAUGGCCUGUGGCUUUCUACCUGCAUCGUGUUCAUAGAGCCGGGUUCUGUGGAUUUAUAAAUACUAAGAGUUCUAUUUUUGUAGGGACUUGCAAAAAAGGAAACAAACAGAACAAAACCCCCAAACCAAAAACAGCCCUUAAAAAACUCCCCCCAACCAAGCUAUCCAUCAACUGAAGACAGUGCCCGUUCCAGUGGUAUUGGGCCAUCGUCUUUGAAAAGAAAGUGUGGGGCUGCCCUUUCUCCACACUUGGCCUAGGAGCCUCUGUGGAGUUGCCUUCUGAAAACUCAUGGGAUCAGUGAACAGACCACACUAAGAUUCCAGCCGCCAAGUGUGCACACAUAUAUGUUACGCACAUGCAUAUUGCAUCCUUUCCUGCAGGAGAAGGACUGAGGGGCUGGCUGUAUCCAGGAUGGGGUGUGGGGGCUGGAGGGCGGGUUCCCUCCCUGAUGCUGUUUCUUACAGGUCUUAGAGGAAAUAAAAAGGGAAAUG
Molecule: messenger RNA, 2744 nt
Organism: Mus musculus (house mouse)
Lineage: Eukaryota; Metazoa; Chordata; Mammalia; Rodentia; Muridae
Gene: Slc43a1
Product: solute carrier family 43, member 1
Exons: 14
Coding region: 573-2195 (540 amino acids)
Biological process (GO): L-valine transmembrane transport; isoleucine transport; neutral amino acid transport
Cellular component (GO): plasma membrane; apical plasma membrane; endoplasmic reticulum membrane
Molecular function (GO): neutral L-amino acid transmembrane transporter activity; L-leucine transmembrane transporter activity; transmembrane transporter activity
Source: RefSeq, a predicted model, not a curated record